Bicyclus anynana (squinting bush brown) is the source of this 5848-nucleotide messenger RNA. RefSeq names its product activin receptor type-1 (gene sax). Bases 70 to 1776 code for a protein of 568 amino acids. Gene Ontology annotation, cellular component: BMP receptor complex; plasma membrane. Gene Ontology annotation, molecular function: transforming growth factor beta receptor activity, type I; ATP binding; SMAD binding. The transcript has 10 exons. Lineage: Eukaryota; Metazoa; Arthropoda; Insecta; Lepidoptera; Nymphalidae. The record is from RefSeq and is a predicted model, not a curated record. Gene Ontology annotation, biological process: cellular response to growth factor stimulus; BMP signaling pathway; protein phosphorylation.
AAAGGAAUUUAAUUGUCCAAGUUUCGUAUGUGUAAAAUUAUAAUCUGUGAUUGUUAUGAUGAAUAAAGAAUGGCGGACGUUGUCAUAUUGAAAUACUUGUUCACAUUUUUACUUUUAAAUGCUUGCCAGGCAGGUCUGUCAGGUUUUGAUAACUUGGAACAAGUUGGAACUGCAGGCAUACCGGCAGACAAUCAUGUCAAAGAUGACCAAAUGCCAGUUGAGAAAAAGAAUAUGGUACAGCAGCCCAGGUUCAAGUGUCACGUGUGCGAAUCUGUCGAGUGCGGCGACAGCGCCGCGACAGUCGCGCCGCCGGCGUGCAGCUCGGCGCUGUACUGCUACAAGUCGACGGUGCGCGCGGCGGACGGCGCGCUGCAGCACUCGCGCGGCUGCGUCACGCACAGCGACCAGCACCAGCUGACGUGCUACAACAACCGCAACCAGCAGCUCAACAUCUCGUGCUGCCAGGGCGACCUGUGCAACGACGGCGGCUUCCCCGCGCUGGCGCCGCCCGACAUGGACGUGGAGCCGCUGGCGUCCGGCGCCUGGAAGCUGUGGCUCAGCGUGCCGCUGUCCGUGCUGGCCGUCAGCCUGGUCGGCGUGCUGGCGGUGUUCGCGCUGCGCAGGAGCCACCGGUUACGCGUGUCGCGCGCCGCACAGAAGCUGGGCGCAGACUCCAAUUACUUCCCCUCUAUGUACAGCCAGCACGUCACCAGCGCAUACUACGAAGGUGUGGAAGGGUCACAGAACGGCGGAGGGCUGCACGCGGUGGCGGCCGGCGACUCCACGCUGCGGGAGUACCUGGAGUGCUCCGUCACCAGCGGCUCGGGCUCCGGCCUGCCGCUCAUGGUGCAGCGCACGCUCGCCAAGCAGGUCACGCUCAUCGAGAGGAUCGGCAAGGGGCGGUACGGCGAGGUGUGGCGCGGCUCGUGGUACGCCGACAGCGUGGCUGUGAAGAUCUUCUUCUCGCGCGACGAGGCCAGCUGGCGCCGCGAGACGGAGAUCUACAGCACAGUGAUGCUGCGCCACGACAACAUCCUCGCCUACGUCGGCAGCGACAUGACCAGCAGGAACAGCUGCACGCAGUUGUGGCUGAUAACGCACUUCCACCCGCUGGGCUCGCUGUACGAGCACCUGAGCCGCAGCACGCUGACGCGCCACCAGAUGAUGCUCAUCUGCCUCUCCAUCGUCAACGGGCUGCUGCACCUGCACACCGACAUACACGGCACGCAGGGUAAACCGGCAAUCGCGCACCGGGACAUAAAGUCCAAGAACAUCCUGGUGAAGGUGAACGGCGAGUGCUGCAUCGCGGACCUGGGGCUGGCGGUGACGCGCCAGCACGUGGCGGCCGAGCUCACGCACAACCCGCGCCAGGGCACCAAGCGGUACAUGAGCCCGGAGGCGCUGGACCAGAGUAUGAACGUGCGCUGCUUCGAGGCGUACCGCAAGUGCGACGUGUACGCGCUGGCGCUGGUGCUGUGGGAGGUGACGCGGCGGGUGGCGCCGGCGCGGGAGCACCGCGCGCCCUUCAGCGAGCUGGCGCCCGCCGACCCCAGCUUCGACGACAUGCGCAAGAUCGUGUGCACCGACAACGCGCGCCCCGCGCCGCCCGACGACCCGCACCCGACGAUGGUGGGCAUGGCGAGCCUGAUGCGCGAGUGCUGGCACCAGAACGCGUCGGUGCGGCUGCCGGCGCUGCGCAUCAAGAAGACGCUGCUGAAGCUGGCCGCCGCCGACUGCGCCGUGCGCCUGCAGCACGACGACGAGGUGUACGUGUGAACUGGCGCCCGCUGCUGGCCACUGGUGACCACUGGUGACCACUGGCGACGACUGGUGAUUUACUGUCCGCUGGUUCCCUUGAGGACGAACCCAGGGAGGGCAACAGAGAACGACAUAGUUAUUGUCGAUAUUACAUUGUUUGUUGAACUACCCGCAUACGGACAGUAUUGUCAAUAAUAUACUCAGAGGCACAAUUAUCCACCCACUUAAAUAUGAUGCGAGUGUAUUGAAGUGGGCGGAUAAUCGUGCCUCUGAGCAUAUAUCUACGAAUACAAUUGACAGUAUGAACUGUAUUGACAAUAUUAUUGUGUUUAUGAAGGCCUUGGUCGCGUUGUAUGGAUCACAUACAAUCAAGUUAUAUGAAGUGAUUUCUAUGUAUAGCUAUACAUAUAUCUUCCAAGUUAGUGAUUUUAAUGGUAUUUUGACGAAACUAAACUUCAUCAUGGAGUUUCAAGAUUUAACAAUAAAACAUGAGUGUAAUCAUUUUAAUUGCCACUUGAAUAAGUUUUGUUUAUCUCAUACUCAUAACUAAAAAUAAUCUUUGGGAGCCAGUUAAAAAUUAAUUAAUUCUAAAAAGGAAUUUACAACACAGACAGCUGAUAUAUAUUAUACUAUACUCGAAAAUUGAAAAUUACAUCUAAAAUUAUUCAUUUUUAUAGACCUUAUUUGACUCAAUAUGACUAUGUAUUGAGUCAAAUAAGGUCUACAUAAUAUAAAAUUAAAUCAAGUAAAAUUUUAAUAGGUACAAUUGUUGUUCCAGUAAAAUUUAUAAAAGCCAUAUUUGUAAUUUUUAGUGGAAUUUGUACUAUAAACUGAACUCAGCUUUUAAUUUUAAUUCGAGAUCCUUGUCAUUAGAUGCAACUGUGAAAAGUAUAAUGAAUGGCUAAACAGUAAAUAUUAUGAUAAUUGUGCCAUGUAUAGCAUUUUAGAUUUAAGAACUUUAAUUGAUUAAUUUAGUUUUAAUAACCUAUACAUAUGUGUAUUAGGAAAGAUCAAGUAAUCAUGUAAAAUAUCAUGAAAUAGGUAUAAAUAUGACUAGAUAAUGUUUUUAAUAGUCUCAAAAUAUUAGGUGAAGUUUAAUCACUAGAUAGUGUCAGUUGUUGUCAUACAUUAGACACCUCAAUGGAAAGAAAUUGGAAUAUGGGGAUAAAAUAUAGCCUAUAACAUUUGUUUGUGAAUGUAAUAGGCUAUAUUUAAUCCCCUUUUCCAACGGGAACUACGUGAGUAAAACCACUAUAUUAUAUUAAUGUAGCAAAAAAUAAAAAUCAAAUAUACUCUCGUCAAGUAACGCUAUCUAGUGGUAAAUUUAAUCUAGUAGAAAACUUUUUAUAUUUCACUAUAAUUUUGUAAACAUUUUUUUUUACUUUUACGCCAUAUUAGGUUAAAAUAUGUUUAAUUUAGCUCGUAAGAAUUCUAUUGUGUACAUUUUUAGUAGAAACUAACUAUUAAGCUGAUAGAAUUAAAUUGUUAUUUAAGGAUAUUCCAAAUUAUAAUUGUGCACCUUCACAAUUUUAACUUAGAAUAUAUUAUGAUACACAUUAUGUAAAGUGCCGAUUAGCUAUAUAACGUGUAUAUUAGCUAUAUAACGUGUAUAUUAGCAAUGUAAAAUGUAAAUAACAAAUAUUUUUAAGUCCAGUGCAGCUAUGAUUGAGUAUUGUUUUAUUUUAUUGGAAUUAAUCUUUAUUUAAUAUCAUCAUCAUUAUUCAGCCUCUCUUAUUAUUAUAGGAGAUUAGCGGAUCCCUCGAAGUUUCACCUGCAUAUCCUUAGGAACUGAACCUAUGCAGGUAACGGGGAUUAAAUAUACUCGCUGAUAAUAUAGCUUACAGUUGCUGAAAGAAAUAAAAUAGAUCCAGUAGUUUUUCAGCCUAUUUAUUAGUUAUUACAAACAAACAGACAAACAAACAAAUUACUUUCUGUUUUAUGACAGAUAUGGUUUAUUGACUGGAUAUUAUGUAAGAAACAAAUGUUUAUUCUUUCCAUAUCUUAACAGAAUGUUAUAUUCUUCUAAACUAAUAUUAUGAACAGGAGAUUUGAUUUUGUCUGUUACGAUUUAACUCAAAAACUACUCACCUGAUUGUAAAAAAAACUUUACCAUUAGAAAGCUAUGUCUUCACCGAGUAACACAGGCUAUUUUUUUUUUUUUUUUUUUUUUUUUUUUUUUUUUUUUUUUUUUUUUUUUUUUAUUUAAAGAAUAUUUGCCAUAUUUUUUAUAAUAUGACCAAUAUUCCCAUUCCCCUCCAACUAGUCGGGAAAGACUGUGCUAGGAGUGGGUACGACAAUAGAUCAACGGGGCGGGGAUCGAACCACCACCCUUCGGUGAUGAGUCCGACCGCUCUUACCGUUGAGCUAUUGAGGCUGUAAAUUUUUCCCCCGUAUUUUAUCCCCGUAGGAAUAGGAAUAGGAAUGAAUUUUAUCCCCGUAUUCCCAUGGAAACGAGGACUAUGUACAUGAAACCACAGGACGUUUGCUAGUAUUGAUAUAAAUUAGUAAUCACACCACAAAAUUUUAUUCACAUAUUCAUAUUGAAGCACGAACAAAUAAAUAAAGCAUCGAUCUCCUAUUAAAAAGUGGAUGCACAAUCAGCGACAAAAAAACGUCCACACUCAAUGAGUGCCAAACACAACUUCUUGGCACUCAUUUCAAGCAGUUGCAUUUGCAAAUUCAACCUUAAACUCAAUCCAAAAGGUUGAAUCUGCUCUGAAUUUUGAGAUUUUAUUGAAUAUUGGACAAUAUUUAAAGGCCUUUAGGUAUAAUUUUCUUUACCAAUAUUUCUAAAACUGUCAAAGCAAAAUUGGCCAGAUUUUAAGUGAAAGUUUCAUGAUUGUGCGUCCUUUUAUUAUGAGAAGUGAAUGCCAAAAAGUGACAAAUACAUAUAUGCUUUUUUGUUUAUUACAUGUAUUUGGGUAAGAGUUGUUUUAUGUCGGCGGCCAUGAUGAGUAUUUUGUAAUUUUGUUUAUUGAAUCUCUUUUGCAAUGAACACUUGUUAAAAUAACACUUUAUUACAUUUUUUUUGUAUAAUUAGUUAAGUUUUUAUUUUUAUAGUUAAGUGAACCACAGCUUUAGAAUUAAAGUCGCCUAAUCGUUCUUUUAAUCAAAUAUAAAUUUAUUUUUAUAAUUUUAAGUUUUUUUUAUUGAUUUUAAUUGAACUUGCUGUGUUUUACAAAUCAAGUCUGAAUCCUUAAAGUGACUUUACUUUAUUUCCGAUUUUGGUGUAUGGUGGCGAUAUGAUGAAUAUCAAAUUUCAGUAUACUAAUGCAUGAUGAAUAUUAAAUUAUUCAGUAUUCUAAUGCAUCCUGAUUUGAGAUAGCCCUAAUGAACACAGCUAAAUACACUCGGUAUGUUAGUUCUGUUAUAUUAUAGUAUUAUACAGGGUGGUAUUUUUUUAAUUAUUUUUCCUUAAAGAAUAUAAUCCUAGAGUUAUGGUAAACACUCCCGAGCACCCUGUAUACCUACGAGUACAUAGUACAUAUUUUGUAUUGGUACAUUUAAAUGAAAAUAUAUUGUGCAUUUAUGUUCGAUUUUUAUUUUUGAAAUUGUGAAUAUUUCAGGCAUUAGUCCAUUGGGGAAUAUUUUUUAUUUACAUUAUGGUAUAUAAAUAUUUGAAUUUAUGCCGAUUUGCAUUUAAAUCUAAAUUAAACGUGACGUCACUUCUAUUAUUAUUUGAUAAAUACAUUUUCAACUUUUUCUAGUUGAAAAUUUUUUUUUUCUUUUUCUUCAUUGAAUCUGAACUUCUUACUACACACAUAAAAUCAAAAAAGCAAUUUUGAUAAUUUAUAAAAAAAUAACUGAAUUUUCACCUAUACAUGCAGUUUGUCAAUUUUUUAUUUUCAAUUUCAAGAUAUGUUUUUUUUUAUGUAAGUACUUGAUAACUACAAAUUCUCAUUACAGAUGUAUUAAUUUUGAAGUUUUUGGACUACAAAUUCAGCACAUUGUAUGAUACAACGUAAGAGUAGCGUGGUACGCCCAGAGGUUUUCUAUUGUGUUCAUGUUACUGUAAAUAAAUAUUAGGUUAUAAUUACAUUAUGUAUAAGGAGUUUAAAGUUACGAAAAUAAAGUAUUUGUCUAUUAUAAA